Molecule: messenger RNA, 2389 nt
Organism: Alligator mississippiensis (American alligator)
Lineage: Eukaryota; Metazoa; Chordata; Crocodylia; Alligatoridae
Product: probable E3 ubiquitin-protein ligase makorin-1
Exons: 8
Coding region: 65-1291 (408 amino acids)
Biological process (GO): protein polyubiquitination
Molecular function (GO): ubiquitin protein ligase activity; metal ion binding
Source: RefSeq, a predicted model, not a curated record
CCCCUCCCCUGCCAUAAAUACCUCUGGAGGGGCCAGCUGGCCCGUAGAGCUGGCAACCUACAAGAUGGAGCCUGGGGCAGUGGUGGGUGCAGGAGGGGCUCAAGGCAGCAGGGGGUCUUGUGCAAGGGUGUUGUGCAGGAACUUUGCCCGCGGAGCCUGCAGAUGGGGUCAGAACUGCCGUUUCUUGCACGACAGGAAGUCGGCCCAGAUCUGUAGGUAUUUCCAGAACGGGUUCUGUGGCUACGGAGACCGCUGCAGCUACCAGCACAUCCAAGAAAACCCAGGGCCUGCUUGGAGCCUGUGUGGGUCUGAGCCUCCCUUGCUGAGCCGCCGGGGCUCGGAGCCGGCCAGCGUGCCAGAGGCGAUAGCUAGGAGCUGGGGAGGAGGAGCCAGGCGUGGCUCUGCGCCGGCGGUCCCUAGCGUCGCACAGCUGCAGCUGAACUUCAUGUAUCUGAGCACUGAGUUUGAAGAGGAAGAGUAUGACAAGGAAAAUGUCCCUGACACCCAGCACCCCUCAGACUGGGCCCUCGGCAGCGAGUUUGUCCCACGGCAGGCCCAGCAGGACUCGGGUGAGGGUUCAAGAAGAGGAGAGACCGGACCUGAGAGAGCUGCUCUGGAGCCAGAAGUCAUGUCCAGCAAGACCAUCCUACCAUCUGCUCACAGCAUGGAGGCUGCCGGGGAGCUGGGAGCUAGUGCUGCUGCUGGGGUGGAGAUGAAGAGCAAGGACGUGGUGUGUGGCAUCUGCAUGGACAAGGUUUAUGAGAAGGCCUUGCCUCAGGAGCGCCUGUUUGGGAUCCUCCCCAACUGCAGCCAUGCCUACUGCGUUGGCUGCAUCAGCAAGUGGCGGAAGAGCCGGGACUUUCAGAACGCCGUGAUAAAGGCCUGCCCCGAGUGUCGAGUCAUGUCCAGUUACUUCAUCCCCCACAAAUACUGGGUCUCUGACACGAACGAGAAAGAGAAGUUGAUAGAAACCUUCAAGGCACGGACUGGAAAAAUCAGAUGCAAGUUCUUUGUCCGAGGUCGUGGCCACUGUCCCUUCAAAUCGGAGUGCAUCUACCUGCAUGAGCUGCCUCGAGGCCAGUGCCCUGCCACGAGACCCCCUCGGCACAGGCCGCAACGCAGAGGAAGCCCCGUGGUGUUCAAUCCCUCUCCUUCAGAGAGCUCUGACGAAGAGGGAGAUGACUUCUUUCUUGUCCAGUGGGAGCUCACCUGUGCCCUGUUGCAAGAAGGUUUUGGGUACUUGGACAAUUGCCGUGAGAUUUUCUACUGUGAUUCCAGUGACUCUGAGUAAACCAGUGACCUGGGGAUCUAUGACUGGGCCUGGAUGGAUGGAUGGCUUUGUUGCCACCAGCAACUUGUGAAACUACUUUGGGGUUGGGGUGGGGAAGAGGAAGAGAUGAUGACCUUCUUUUAAGCUGCUCAGCUGUCUUUCUGCCUGGCAGGGCCUUUAGUAUCUCAUUUGGAGCUGUUCUGUAGAUGGGAGACUGUAAUGCAAGAUCCUGCUUUAGACAAGGAAGCUAGCUUCCACAGGGAGAGGGAUCUCUCUCGCCUUUUUUUCUGGCCUGCCUAGUGUGAGACAUCAGCCCCAUUACCGCUUCAUGUCACACUUCCUUCCCUCCCUUCCCUCUGCCCCUUCUCUUAUGAAUUUCAUGUCUCUACCUUCCCCUGGAGCAAGCAGCCGGGAGGCCUCUUGCCAGGGUUUGUAGUGUCCUGCAGUCCAGCAUUGCACCCUUGCAAGGCUGAGCGGUCUGUACUUUUGUGCUGCUGAUGCUGGUCUCUGGGAGGAGCUGGCUGAGCAACACUACCCACAUUGGGCAGUUCCUGCAUCUUUGCUGCAGCGGUGCAAUGCUGUUGGCUGCCUGUAUUUAGACUUAAGAGGGGCAGCAGUCCAGCAUUAGUGUGUGUGCAGGGGGUAUGGGGUAGGAGAGUGUUUGGCGGUUUUUACUGAUGCAGAGAUCCGUCUUGGCAGCUGUGUAACCUGAGCAGCGAGCCCUAUGAACUGGAAGGGCCACUGCCUAUUCCCUGAGCUGCCUGUGCCUGUACAGGGCAACUUUUUUUUUUAACUCUUGCAACUUACAGAUUUUGCUGAACAAUAAAAUGAGCUUUAAAAAAAAUCUGCCAGUCCUGUUUCCCCCUAAACCCAUGGCUUUGGUGGCUGAAUUGCUUGUUCAUGUGCCACGGUGGGUCCUAAGACAGCAGCCUUCACUGCUGGCAUCUGGUACUGGCCCCAGCACUUCCUUCCCUCCACUAGAAACCAAUUACCGAAGCCCCUGCCUGUGGGCUGGCCUUAUAUAAGGCUUGGAGUGGAGGCAGCUUGUUGGAGCAGGAAUGCUUCCUUUGUCAUCUGCUGCCUUCUGUCUCACCCUCACUUCCCAAUAGCGUAAUCUCU